Molecule: messenger RNA, 309 nt
Organism: Aspergillus luchuensis
Lineage: Eukaryota; Fungi; Ascomycota; Eurotiomycetes; Eurotiales; Aspergillaceae
Product: LYR motif-containing protein 2
Exons: 5
Coding region: 1-309 (102 amino acids)
Cellular component (GO): mitochondrion
Source: RefSeq, a predicted model, not a curated record
AUGCGACCGUCUCUGAGACUUCUGGCUUCCGUAUCCCGCAGCCAGCCCUCGAAGCUCAGAAAGCCAACCGUUAGCCUCGAUCAUUUCAUCCAAAGGCAACGAGUCAUUUCUCUAUGGCGUGAUAUUGUGCGAGCGCUCAAUAAAAUACCCAGCUCGUCCACCAAGGAUGAACUGCACAGAUAUGCUCGUGGGGAGUUUGAGCGUAAUAGAAACGUUACAGAUUUGCAACAUAUUCGUUAUCUUAUCUCGACCGGAAAGUCCGAGUUCGAUAUGAUGAGGCGGUAUAUUGACGAGCAGGUUGUCGGCUAA